CCAAUGGUUAUGCUAGGGUUGUAGCUGUAUGCAGCGUUUAUGCUACCAUCAUGCUAAAGAGUUAGCCACGAAGCAAAGCAGUUUACAUGUAUUUAUGGCCAUGAGCCUCACUUUACUUUAUGCGGUGUGUUUAAUGAUUAUAGGUGGUGUAAUUGGACCCAAGACUGUUUACAACAGCGUGAUUCCAAUAACAACUGAAUGUGGAGGAUUUCAUAAACGUUGGCUAGGCUUGAGAGCAACUAGUUAGCUAACUAUCCAGCUAACGACUGUUAGCUCGCCAAAACAGUUAGCUUUGGCUAGAUAACGUUACCUGCCAUAUUAUCCAUCCAUCUGCAAGAUAUCAGUCGGCGUCUCGUCGUGGGACACUAAAAAGGGAAAACCAUGGAUAAGGCGGAUUUCUUAAAGGGUCUCCCAGUUUACAACAAGAGCAACUUCAGUCGGUUCCAUGCAGACUCUGUGUGUAAAGCAUCGAACCGAAGACCGUCCGUGUACCUCCCGACACGUGAGUACCCCUCAGAACAGAUUAUUGUCACAGAGAAAACCAAUAUCCUCCUGCGCUACCUUCAUCAUCACUGGGACAAAAAGAACGCAGCGAAGAAGAGGGAACAGGAGCAAGGAGAGGGAGGGAGUCCAGCACCUCCACGCAAAAUCGCGAGGACAGAUAGCCAAGAGAUGAACGAGGACUCUUAGGAGUGUGUGUGUACGGAUGCGUGCAUCUGUGGAGGAAGCACACGGACAGGCCCACCAUGACAGACAUGAAGACUAACAAUCUGAGAAAGAGUCCGCCCUGGUUUGGGAAAGACAAAACAUUUUUUUUCUUUUUUUUGUUACCUUUUGCAAAAAGCUUCCUGUCAGAUCCAGUGUUGUUUUCAGCUUCACUGCCCAGCCUUGGCCUCAUGGGGGCACUGCAACACCUUUCCACAGUUUGCUUCUGCAGACCCAAGUAUACAUUGUGAUUGUGAACUGCUGCCUGCCACAACCCGGCCACCACAACAGGGGAAGAAACUACCUCCCAGACUUGUGUUAAUGUUCAAUAUGCAUUAUCUCCCAUGAUUCUGUUCUGAAUUUGUGUGUGUUUGAAGUUUGUGCUGGCUUGUUUUACCGUACAUUUUAGGACUGAGUUCUUUAAUCUAUUGCCUCCUACUGGUCAAUAGGGAUAACAUGACAAGUGACUCAACAGCUUACUAGCUUAGUUUGAAUGUUUGCAGCUUUCUGGCAAUGUAUGCUGUUUAAAAGGGUAUUAUAGAAUGGCAAGACAAAUUGUUUUAGUCACCAGGUGUUGACUACUCACUUUCCCAGAAUUGUGUGGAAUUUGUUUACACUGUAAUCGAUGUACCCAUUAUGUAUGUUUGUAAAGAUCUCACCUUACCAGCACAACCAAGUGAUAGCAGAGGUAGAGCAAAGAAUAGAAGCCUAUGUCAAUAUGAGGGGUGGCGAGAGAAUGUUGUAUUCAGUAUGAAGACCUGUGUAAAUACUAUAGCCAGUGGCAGCUGUUAGAUAUUAAGAUCUAGGCUUUAUAUUUCUCUAAAGAAAAUGACAUUGCAUCUGACUUUUGUCAAAUAAAUCUAUAUGUGGCUACAUGGCUAUAAUAAGUAUUUUGUGUAAAUGUUGAGAAGCACUGAUACCUGAUGGUUGUGAUCUUGCCUUGCAUGUCUGUUUUUGACAACUUCCUGGGGGGGGUUGUGUGGAGAAGAGGAUACAGGGAUAUGUACCACGGGAGGUUGGUGGCACCUUAAUUGGGGAGGAUGGGCUCUUGGUAAUGGCUGGAAUGGAAUCAGUGGAAUGGUAUAAGUACAUAAAACACAUGAUUUCUAUUUGUUUGAUACCAUUCCAUUUGCUCCGUUCCGGGCAUUAUUAUAAGCCGUCCUCCCCUCAGCAGUCUCCUGUGGUAUAUAAGUAACAGACCACUGCCAUGGAAUGCAUGAACAGAAAGGUGCAGUCGCCAUCCUGCCUUGUUCCAGAGAUUCAGCUUGUACUGGUGUUGUACUACUGUACAAUACUACACUGAAUUCUGGAGUUUAUUCAGAAUGCUGCAGAUAGAAAUGUAAUGAAAAGAGCUGACAUGAGUAGUAUCUGCUCUAUAUUAUACAUUUCCUUGCACUUUUAUGUAGGACCCUUCUGAACAGGCCCAAGAUCUUUGUUAGUGUUUACGCUGCCCAACAAAGUCACGGCAAGUCUAUUUUUCCCUCAGCUCCAGAUGCUGCAAUCGAUGUGAGUUUCCUACUGUACCUGCCAUUGAAGCGUAAAGACAUGCUGUACUCUUCUGCUAGACUAGACUAGACUGUUCUGACUAUCCACUCUAUGCUUCUGCUAGACUAGACUGUUCUGACUAUCCACUCUAUGCUUCUGCUAGACUAGACUGUUCUGACUAUCCACUCUAUGCUUCUGCUAGACUAGACUGUUCUGACUAUCCACUCUAUGCUUCUGCUAGACUAGACUGUUCUGACUAUCCACUCUAUGCUUCUGCUAGACUAGACUGUUCUGACUAUCCACUCUAUGCUUCUGCUAGACUAGACUGUUCUGACUAUCCACUCUAUGCUUCUGCUAGACUAGACUGUUCUGAAUAUCCACUCUAUGCUUCUGCUAGACUAGACUGUUCUGACUAUCCACUCUAUGCUUCUGCUAGACUAGACUGUUCUGACUAUCCACUCUAUGCUUCUGCUAGACUAGACUGUUCUGAAUAUCCACUCUAUGCUUCUGCUAAACUAGACUGUUCUGAAUAUCCACUCUAUGCUUCUGCUAGACUAGACUGUUCUGAAUAUCCACUCUAUGCUUCUGCUAGACUAGACUGUUCUAACUAUCCACUCUAUGCUUCUGCUAGACUAGACUGUUCUGAAUAUCCACUCUAUGCUUCUGCUAGACUAGACUGUUCUGAAUAUCCACUCUAUGCCUCACCCUGUUUUAUUGUAUAUUAGGUAAAACCUAUUUUCAGCUUCGCUCCAAUAAAAGCAGUGAUUAAAAAGUAA
Messenger RNA from Salvelinus fontinalis (brook trout), 2966 nucleotides. RefSeq names its product DET1 and DDB1 associated 1 (gene dda1). The transcript is spliced from 5 exons. The coding region runs from base 382 to 690 and encodes 102 amino acids. NCBI's taxonomy places the organism in Eukaryota, Metazoa, Chordata, Actinopteri, Salmoniformes, Salmonidae. Gene Ontology annotation, cellular component: Cul4-RING E3 ubiquitin ligase complex. Gene Ontology annotation, biological process: positive regulation of proteasomal ubiquitin-dependent protein catabolic process. The record is from RefSeq and is a predicted model, not a curated record.